This is a messenger RNA of Ylistrum balloti, 4603 nucleotides long. Its product is annotated as reticulocalbin-2-like. Gene Ontology annotation, molecular function: calcium ion binding. The record is from RefSeq and is a predicted model, not a curated record. NCBI's taxonomy places the organism in Eukaryota, Metazoa, Mollusca, Bivalvia, Pectinida, Pectinidae. The transcript is spliced from 6 exons. Gene Ontology annotation, cellular component: endoplasmic reticulum. Bases 204 to 1154 code for a protein of 316 amino acids.
CAUCAUUUGUCACCUUUGAUCAAUCACUAUAAGCCACGUUGCAUGUUGAUACAAAACACUGACUUGCAUCUGAUGAUAACGAUUAUAUCUACCACGUGUAAUAAACAUUGAACCGGAAGGGAGAUAAACUGUGAGAGCAGAGAUCGCUCGUGUCCUACACAAAGAAUAAGCAACCCGCUACAGGAGUACAAUAGUUGAACAAUAUGAAGCUACUGUUUUAUACCAUGCUGUUACUGGCCUGUUCUUACCAGAGUUGUGGCGAUCAGGAGCACGCCCAACAUGGCAGUCACCAUGUUCAGUCAGAUUCUCAUCACUUUGAUGAUCACGGAGAACACAACUCUCACUUUGAUCAUGAAGCCAUUUUAGGAUCUAAGGAGCUGGAGGAGGAGUUUGAUACGUUGGCCCCAGAGGAGGCCAAAAAGAGACUCCGUCUUCUGUACAAACAGAUGGAUGAGGAUAAAGAUGCAUUCGUCACUGAAGAGGAACUGAUGAAGUGGAUCAUGGGUUCCUUUAAAAAGCUUGAUGCAGAAGACUCUUUAGAAGAAUUUGAGAAGCAGGAUAAAGAUGAAGACGGGAAAAUGACAUGGCGUGAAUAUAUUGGAGCAGUGUAUGGAUACAACCCAGAGGAUAUGGACGAUUUCCACAAACUGACAGAUGAUGAUCUGGAAGAUUUUAACAAGGUGGUAUCAGAAGAUGAGGAAAAAUUCAAGAUUGCUGACUUAAACAAAGAUGAAGUAUUGGAUGCAGAAGAAUAUAGAGCCUUUACACAUCCUUAUGAUUAUGAACACAUGCACGAGAUUGAACUAACCAGGGCACAAAAAGACUAUGAUAAAGAUGGAGAUGGUCACAUAUCAAAACAGGAAUUUGUGAAAAGAGAUGGAGACGCAGAUCGAGAAAUCGAGAUUUAUGAGGAGGAGCAGUUUAGUAAUUAUGACACAGAUGGUGACGGAAAACUAAAUCGUGAAGAGAUUGUGGAGUGGGUGUUGCCUAGCAACAGAGAAGCUGCUUUAGAGGAAGCACAACAUCUGAUGGAGCGAGCUGACACAGAUAAGGACGGUAAACUUUCAGAGGAGGAAAUGGUGGAUAAGCAUGAUGAAUUUGUAGGAAGCCAAGCCACAAAUUAUGGGGGAUACCUUCCUAAGGAUGAGUUAUAAAAACUAAUGUUAAUGUUAUUUUUGCCCCAAAUUUUGUAUUUUCUGUAGUUUCAUUUAUUUUUAAAAUAUUUUGUUUGAGCCUACUACCUAAGCUUUACACUAUUUUAUCAAAACAAUUGUAAACAUUUUUUGCUUAUUUACUUAUUCUGACACAAUAAAGACUUGCUUAUAUUGUAUGCUUUCCUGUAUGGCUGGAAAUACUCAUAUCUAAUGUAGUUCUGUAGAGAUGUCAGCAAACACCUGUUCCAUGUACCCAUAUCUAAUGUAGUUCUGUAGAGAUGUCAGCAAACACCUGUUCCAUGUACCCAUAUCUAAUGUAGUUCUGUAGAGAUGUCAGCAAACACCUGUUCCAUGUACCCAUAUCUAAUGUAGUUCUGUAGAGAUGUCAGCAAACACCUGUUCCAUGUACCCAUAUCUAAUGUAGUUCUGUAGAGAUGUCAGCAAACACCUGUUCCAUGUACCCAUAUCUAAUGUAGUUCUGUAGAGAUGUCAGCAAACACCUGCUCAAUGUAAUGGUAUACUGUAUUCUUCGGAGUGUUAUAAUUUCUUAUUGCUGUUGGUACAUGUAGUGAUUACAAUGCUUUUGAUCAUGUAUGUACUUACAACAAUAGAACUAUAGUAUAAAAAUAUACCUUUACGUCAGUAACAUCACUUACAUCAGUCUUCUAUCCCAGAAGUAAUACUAAUUCAACACUCAAGGAUGUCAGAGAUGACCGUAAAACUAGGAAAUAAUAUACUGAUUAUACCUGAUCAAUUCAAGCCCACAAAUGCACAGUUAGCUGAAACGUUUUCAUUGCAGCAGAUUUUAUUGAUAAAUAUGCAUUAUAUAUUACUGGUCAAAGGGGAACAACUCUUGUAUUUUGGACAUAUUGGAUAAGGCUAUUAUAUAAUAUAAAAGUGAUUUAUGAAGCACAUGUCCAUUCAGUAUACUUAUCAUGCACACUAUAAAGAGUUCAUAGUGUAAUAAAUUUAUUCUUUUAUGACAGUAAAAUCAUGUCAUCAUAGUGCUGUAAUUAUAAAUCUUAGAUAUAAUGUACAGUAUAACACACAGCAGGCCUUCAGACAGUCACUCUAUAGCCUCCAUCACUCAGCUUCUCUAAUUUUUUUCAUUUCGACUAGAACUUUUCUUAACAUGAAUAUAUGAAACAUAAUACUUAUAUUUCUAACGAUAUCAAAACAUGUUUGAUUUAAUACCACCCCCCACCCCCAACUCCCAAAAUGUAAUGAUAUUGAAGAAGGUUAAAAAUAACUCUCUUUUUUUUAAUGGAAUAAGGAAAAUUUGAUUUUGGUUUAUAUUGGUAAUGAUUAUGUCACAAAUUGAAUUUCAACGGCCAUUGUGGUGCAGUAUCUGAGAUGGCCAUUGCUUAUUUGAUAUAGUCCCUUAACACAGGUGGUCACUUAACACAGGUGGUCAGGUGACACAGGUAGACACAUAACACAGGUGGUCAUGUGACACAGGCAGACACUUAAACGAGUUGGUCCUUUGUCACUUAACAUGGGUGGUCCUAAAGCACAUGUAGUCCUUUAGCACAGGUAAUCCUAUAACACAGGUGUCCUUUAACACAAGUGGUCUUUUAACACAGGUGAUCUGGUAACACAGGUUUAACAGCAGUGGUCCUUUAACACAGGUGGUCUUUUGAACAAAGGUGGUCCCUUUAGAGGGAUAAUCUCUUGAUAGAAGUAGUUUACUAGUUCACUUGAACAUAUUGACACAAAAUAAAAGAUCAAAAUGUUUUUAGUUAUUUCUGAUUGAUAAGUACAGUAUACAAUCUAUAUUGCCUUAUUUGUAAAACAAUGCAUUUUUAAGUGAUUAUUGAUAUCAAAUCUGACAUCUUUUGCACUUCAUCAUUUUUAUGGCAGUAAAAUUUUAACAUUCCAGCUGAGGUAUUUAAUGAAGUGACUUUGUAGUUCUAGCAUACCUUAGUCAUAAGUUAUUGAUAUGACAAGAACACUUUGUUAUCAAAAUUAAGUUAUUUAGUGUUUUUUUAAAUCAAUGUAAAUGUCCAUGGUGUAAAAGUUCCAUUUAAGAAGUCUAGAUUUCCAUGUUUCGUGUUCCAUUACGUAACUCUUUCAUUAGUUUUAGUUAGAUUAGUGAAAUAUUUCAAAUUUUGCUUGUAAACUGGUGCUGUGGUGUACACCAUGAAGUGUCCUGUUAGAGACAAAUCAUUGCUAACAUUUACUAGUUUUUUUUAUUGAGAUGUGAAUUUAUUGUUUAUACAUUGUAUUUAUUUUUAUAAUGGGAACAAAGUAACAAACUGUUAAAACAAUACAAGUACUCAAACUUGUCAACCAAAGAAAUGCUUGUGUAAUCAAGUUAUACAGAGUAUACCAAAACUGUUUAUAAUGUCACAGUGCCAUUGUGUAGUGUAGAUAACAAAAGGACAAUAUUUUAGCCGUCUCAUGAUUCAUGGCUGUCAUUCUGUUAAUACUUGUUUGUCCUACUCCACAUGUGAUUUAUAGAUUGUUUCAACGUGAUUUUUGUUUAGUAUAAACACGAUAGGAAAAUAAAAUCUUUAUAUGCCUUUGUGUUCCAAGAAGUAAAGUUUUACCAUUUAAGAGGAUUUUUUGAAUCAUUGCUGUUGAUUUUUUAUUUGUUAUCGUUCAUUUUUUUUUCAAAAUAGUAAUUAAUUAUUCUAAGUUUUGUUUUCCUUGAAUCAGUUUAAAAUCCAGAAAGUAUGAAUGUGAUUUUAAAGAAAGAAAAAAGUUUAUUAUACAUAGCUAUGUAAUAUAAGUCUUGAGACUCAGCAUUAUCAGACUCAGUGUCUUCAGACUCAGCGUCGUCAGACUCGUCAGACUCAGCGUCGUCAGACUAAGCGUCAUCAGAUUCAGCAUUGUCAGACUCAGUGUCGUCAGACUCAGUGUCAUCAGACUCAGCGUUCUCAGACUCAGUGUCGUCAGACUCAGCGUCAUCAGACUCAGCAUCCUCAGACUCAGCGUCGUCAGACUCAGCGUUGUCAGACUCAGUGUCUCCAUAUUCCCAUUAUAACCAACUUGUUUAAGGUAUAUAGAGAUACUAGCAAAAUACUGUAGUUUGAUCAGAUGUAAAUAUAACCUGAUCCAAUUACAGUACUAAUAACCUUAUGCUGAUGCUAGUUACAGCUUUCUGAAGGAAGUUUGGCAAUGAAACAAGUGUUGUGAUGAAUCAACACAACCUUUUUUUUAAAUUUUUUUUUUAAAAAUGAGAAAUGAAAUUGUAAAAGGCAUUUUGAAAUAUAUUUUUUGGUAAUGGACCAGCAGAGAAUGAGACAUAUUGAAGCUUUAUAUUACAAGUAUAAAUACAUCCUAUGUAAUAUUCUAUCUAGUCACAUGGCCUGACUUUGGAUAGUAUAGGUACAUUAUUAUAUACUAUUGUUGUAUAAAAUCGUGAAUGGAUGUUUGAUGAGCUUUUACAUGAACAAAUAAAAUAUGACUGUCAGAAAGAAAUGAUUAAAACUGUGCAAUAAAAUUGA